UACCAGAAUGGAAUGUCCGGUCCCCAGUGCCUUUAAAUACCCAUCUAGCCUCCUUUCCGAGCAUCUUUAUCUUAUGCUCCUUUGUUUUAGGGCAACACUGGUGUUUUUUAGGCCAAACUCCUCUUUCUACCCACUAUUCCUCUUUACCUCUGUUAAAAAAAUCGAAGAAAAACAAAAUGUCCAAAGACAGUAGCUGCCCACCACCUAUAACACCACCACCACCAAAGGCCACCCCAGUCCAAACCCAGCCAUCCCAAAUCCUGAGCAUAACGCCACAGGCAACGUACGAGAAGGUGAUAUCAGAUGGAAGGGUGUUCGUGGAAACCCUUCAGAAGCUCCAUAGAUCGGCCGGAACCAAGUUUAUGGUGCCUACAAUGGGAGGAAGGCCCCUCGAUCUUCAUCGUCUUUUUGCAGAAGUUACUUCCCGAGGUGGACUGGAAAUUGUCAUAAGAGAUCGCAAAUGGAGGGAUGUAGUAGCCGCCUUCAAUUUUCCUUCAACAAUCACAAAUGCAUCAUUUGUAUUACGCAAGUACUAUAUGUCCUUGCUUCGUAGCUAUGAACAAGUCUAUUAUUUUGGAAAUAAAGGUUCUUCUGACUCUGUAUCUGCUGGCAAACCUGUUAAUCAGUCAGAACCACUGCACCCUCAGGCAGGCAUGAUAAUAGCUUCACCAGAUGCUAAUCCUGUUACUGGAUCGGAGGCAUCUCAGCAACAAGUUUCCACAACAUCAACCGAGGAUAGCAGCAUCAAAGACCAGCUACUGACAGAAAUUCCCCCCUUACGAAAAGGCACUCGGAUAACUGGCAACAUUUAUGGGAAAUUUGAAUAUGGAUAUCUAGUGACUGCAAAUUUUGGUUCUUACACCAUGAAAGGUGUUGUGUAUCAUUCUCCUCCUGUGCCAUGUACAAUCCAAAGUUCAUCAAGUUACCAUGGUCGGAGGUCUCGAAAGGCACCUUCUCGUCCCAGAUCCAACCUGAGUGGCUAUGACUUCUUUGCUGCUGAGAAUUAUGCAAUACUGAAGCCUGUGUAUCCUGGGAAAGAAAAGGCUAUCAGCAGGCAUAUACGAUAUCUCUGGAGCAGACUCACUAAGGCUGAAAAGGAGGUUUAUCAGGAGAGAGCAAUGAGGGCGUAAAGUUACUGGAAUGAGAUGCUGCAAUACAAUAAAAACUUCUAGCAUGUCUGAGAUGAAUUAGGUCCUCAGUUCUGCAUAGAUAUAGAUGUGCAUUUGGAUUCUGAUGCUUCAUGGAAAGCGAAGUCCGGCAUGAGAAUAGAUUUAGACUUUGAGAACUUAUCCAUACAUAAGAUGUUGCUCUUAAGACAUUAUUGAAGUAGACCCAUGGAAAUUUCAAACUUCUA
Molecule: messenger RNA, 1354 nt
Organism: Elaeis guineensis (African oil palm)
Lineage: Eukaryota; Viridiplantae; Streptophyta; Magnoliopsida; Arecales; Arecaceae
Product: high mobility group B protein 15
Molecular function (GO): DNA binding
Source: RefSeq, a predicted model, not a curated record